Messenger RNA from Kluyveromyces lactis, 1911 nucleotides. It is a transcript of the gene SPT8, whose product is annotated as SAGA complex subunit SPT8. The transcript has a single exon. The record is from RefSeq and is a predicted model, not a curated record. Bases 1 to 1911 code for a protein of 636 amino acids. Lineage: Eukaryota; Fungi; Ascomycota; Saccharomycetes; Saccharomycetales; Saccharomycetaceae. Gene Ontology annotation, molecular function: protein binding.
AUGGAUGAUGAUGUGGAUGAAAUCUUGAAUCAAAAUAACGUUCAAAAUACUCAAGAUGAUGAUGUUGACAUGGACGAUGAAUUGGAGGAUGUAGAUGUGGAUGUUCCGAACGCCGAAGAGGACGAGCCGAUGGACGAGGAAGAACAAGAUGAAGAUGCUGAAGAUGCCGAUGAUGACGACGAUGAGGAUGAAGAUCGGAGCGAUGACGAAGAUGCUGAAGAUCGAAGUGAGGAUGAUGAUGAUGAUGAUGAUGAUGAUGAUGAACGCAGUGAUGACGAUGAUGACGAUGAUGACGAGGAAGAAGAUGAAGAACAGACAGAGAAUGGUGAAGAGGGCACGAGAACGGGGGAAAUUAAACAAUCUAAUACCCACGAAAUUGGAGAUGAUGAUGCCGAGAGUGCCGAAAAGGAAUCCGCAACUUCUGAGAAGGAUUCUCCAUCUUCUUCAGAUGGGAAAUCUACUGAAAUGUCAAAGCUGGAUAAGAUACAUCAAUAUUAUACGACUCUUUAUAGAUCUGCAUCUGUAGCAGAAUCUUAUAAUAUACUUCCAACUGCAGCAAUACCAAUACAGACUAAUGUACAGGCAUUGACCAUGUCCAAGGGUCUACGGUAUCUAUUUCUCGGUGGGUCAGACGGGUUUAUAAGGAAGUUUGACUUCUUAAAUACUGUGGAUGGUAAGCUAUCACUAACUAUUCAGCAGAAGAACGCAUUGGUGGAUUCAAUUGUCAAUGCGGGUAUCUUGACUUCUUAUUGGGAGAAUGAAGUACCGCAACCUCCGUCAAAAGUAAAAUGGGUAAAACAAAAGUCGGAGUAUCUUCCUCUCGUCUCACCUGUCCACUCCUUGGCGGUUCAAAAUGAAUGUUUGUUCAUACUAGCCGGACAAGAAACUGGCGGUAUCGUAAUGCAGGGUGUUAGAUAUUUUGAAGGGAGGACUGCACACUAUUUUAAAGGUCAUAAAUCCAUCGUUAACCAUCUUGUACUUAAUGAUGAGGAAACUAGGUUUUUAUCGGGUUCUUGGGACAAAACCGUCAUUGAAUGGGAUUUGGAAACAGGAACUGAUAUAACCAAGUUCAAUGCUACAUCACAGUUGUCUUCAUUAGAAUUCAGACCCACCAAUGCCGCCUACGAACUUCCUGAGCCUAACUUGAGUGGACACAAUCCUGAUGUCGAUAGCAAUAAUGUAGUUGGCAACGGAGAUGCAGCUGAUAUCGAUGAUGUUGAUACUAAUUCAUUGUUUGGUGAUGAUGAUGAUGAUGAUGAUCAGGAUGAUCAACACGUAGCUACCAACGAUAAUACCGAGAAAGCUGAAGAUAAUACUCAACAAGAAAACAAAGAUAAAAAUGAGAUACAAGAACACACAUCAGAAAAGAAGGUCGAAUCAGAAACCAUUAGUAAGAAUACUUUAGCUUUGAAAACGGAUGAAAACUUAUUUUUGACGUCUUGCAUUGAUGGUAAUAUUCAAAUCUGGGAUCGAAGACAACCCUCGAGCGAAAUUAUCAAACUUGGUCGUAAUGUUUCAACACCGCCAUGGUGCAUGUCUGCAUGUUGGUCAGUAGACGGGGGUAAAGUAAUAGCAGGUAGAAGAAAUGCUGUUGUAGAAAUAUAUGAUUUAAGAAAGCCCGAGGUAGUGGAAAGCAAAUUAAAAUUGCCAUCAAUUUCAGGACCCGUUUCUAAAGUGAAGGCAAUGCCUAACAAUAGCCACGUUGUUGCGGCAUCUAACGAUAACAUCAGAAUCUUUGAUAUUAACCAUAUCGAUAAAACCCCACUUAUUAUUCCAGGACAUCAUGGUGGAUGUAUCUCAAAUCUUUAUGUGGAUCCUACAUGUAGAUUCAUGAUUAGUACAAGUGGUAACCGAGGCUGGCAAGGUACAGCGACCGAUGUAACUUUAAUCUAUGAUAUUGAACUAAAUUAA